GAGAGUGGUGCAGAACUACAUUUCCCAAUAUGCUCCGAGGUGGGCAGGACCCGGAAGUGAGGGUGUGCGAGGCCUCUCUGGAAGUUGUCCCGGGUGUUCGCUGCUGGAGCUCCGGGUCCAAAGGACGAGGUCCUGCUGCCGGGAGGAUCGUCCGCUGCUGCCGGCUCCCGGAGCCCAGCCCUUUCCUAACCCAACCCAACCCUGCCCAGUCCCAGCCGCAAUCCCCGGCGUUACCAUGAAUCCUGCCGUCUUCCUAUCCUUACCCGACCUCAGAUGCUCCCUGCUGCUCCUGGUAACCUGGGUUUUUACUCCUGUUACAACUGAAAUAACAAGUCUUGAUACAGAGAAUAUAGAUGACAUUUUAAACAAUGCUGAUGUUGCUUUAGUAAAUUUUUAUGCUGACUGGUGUCGUUUCAGCCAAAUGUUGCAUCCAAUUUUUGAGGAAGCUUCUAAUGUCAUUAAGGAAGAAUAUCCAAAUGAAAAUCAAGUAGUGUUUGCCAGAGUUGAUUGUGAUCAGCACUCUGAUAUAGCCCAGAGAUAUAGGAUAAGCAAAUACCCAACCCUCAAAUUAUUUCGUAAUGGGAUGAUGAUGAAGAGAGAAUACAGGGGCCAGCGGUCAGUGAAAGCUCUUGCAGAUUACAUCAGGCAACAAAAAAGCGACCCCGUUCAAGAACUUCAUGACUUAGCAGAAAUCACCACUCUUGAUCGCAGCAAAAGAAAUAUCAUUGGAUAUUUUGAGCAAAAGGAUUCAGAAAACUAUAGAGUUUUUGAAAGAGUAGCAAAUAUUUUGCACGAUGAUUGUGCCUUCCUUUCUGCAUUUGGAGCUGUUUCAAAACCAGAAAGGUACAGUGGAGACAACAUAAUCUACAAACCACCGGGGCAUUCUGCUCCAGAUAUGGUAUACUUGGGAUCUAUGACAAAUUUCGAUGGGACUUACAAUUGGAUUCAGGAUAAAUGCGUUCCUCUUGUUCGAGAAAUAACAUUUGAAAAUGGAGAGGAACUGACAGAAGAAGGACUGCCUUUUCUCAUACUCUUCCACAUGAAAGAAGAUACGGAAAGUUUAGAAAUAUUCCAGAAUGAAGUAGCCCGACAAUUAAUAAGUGAAAAAGGUACAAUAAACUUUUUACAUGCUGACUGUGACAAAUUUCGACACCCUCUUCUGCACAUACAGAAAACUCCAGCAGAUUGCCCUGUCAUAGCUAUUGACAGCUUUAGGCACAUGUAUGUGUUUGGAGACUUCAGGGAUGUAUUAAUUCCUGGAAAACUCAAGCAGUUCGUAUUUGACUUACAUUCUGGAAAAUUGCACAGAGAAUUCCAUCAUGGUCCUGACCCAACUGAUGUAGCCCCAGGACAGCAAGUCCAAGACGUAGCAAGCAGUCCACCUGAGAGCUCCUUCCAGAAAUUAGCACCCAGCGAAUAUAGGUAUACUUUACUGAGGGAUCGAGAUGAGCUUUAAAAACUUGAAAAACAAUUUGCAAGCCUUUCAAACAGCAGCAUCAACUUAUGUGGUGGAAAUAGUAAACCUAUAUUUUCAUAAUUCUAUGUGUAUUUUUAUUUUGAAUAAACUGAAAGAAGUUUUGGGUUUUUAAUUUUUUUUUCUCCCCCUGACUCAAAAAUGCAUUGUCAUUUAAUAUAGCCUCUUUUUAAACAUCUGUUAGGGAUAAAAAAAAAAAAAUAAAAAUAAAAAUCAGAGGCCUAUCUUUGCUUUAAAUCUGUCCUGUAAAAUUUUUAUAAAUCAAGUGAAAGGUGACAUUGCCAGAAUCAUACCAUUAACUUGCACUGCUAGGUUAGGGAGGACUUAGGGAUGUCUCCUGUGUAGUAUGUGCUUUUCUUUAAAUACGAUCAAUCAUGUUGGUAUUUUCAUUGUCACAUUUCUCAAAGCUAAGAGGGUAUAUAUUCUGGAUACUUGGGAGGGGAAUAAAUUAAAAUUUUCACACUGUGUA
Messenger RNA from Ailuropoda melanoleuca (giant panda), 1943 nucleotides. It is a transcript of the gene ERP44, whose product is annotated as endoplasmic reticulum protein 44. The coding region runs from base 236 to 1456 and encodes 406 amino acids. Gene Ontology annotation, cellular component: endoplasmic reticulum membrane; endoplasmic reticulum-Golgi intermediate compartment. The transcript is spliced from 12 exons. Lineage: Eukaryota; Metazoa; Chordata; Mammalia; Carnivora; Ursidae. Gene Ontology annotation, biological process: protein folding. The record is from RefSeq and is a predicted model, not a curated record. Gene Ontology annotation, molecular function: protein disulfide isomerase activity.